This is a messenger RNA of Penicillium lagena, 654 nucleotides long. RefSeq lists its product as uncharacterized. Lineage: Eukaryota; Fungi; Ascomycota; Eurotiomycetes; Eurotiales; Aspergillaceae. The transcript has a single exon. The record is from RefSeq and is a predicted model, not a curated record. The coding region runs from base 1 to 654 and encodes 217 amino acids.
AUGAAGUGGCCGACUCUUCUUCCUCUGGCAAUCUCCACACUCUCUCUGCUCCCUUCUACAGGGGCAUGGAAAAUCACAUGGACCGACGCCGACAAUAAAGAGCACAGCCAAUCCGGCCAGGGCCCUAGCGACUGCAUCGUGAUUGAUAACCCCAAGGGCCAUCUCUUCAAGAUCGACUCCCAGGGCGAAUCGGGUAUCAACAUGCUUCUCUUCACGAACAACAAGUGCUCCGGUGAGGCAGCAGGCAUGGCGACCGAGUCGUUCUCUAAGGAAUCUUCCGAGGCUCUGCACGGAUUCAAGGUCGUGAGUCUUUCGUCAACGACAACGUCCGCAACUACCACGACCGAGACAUCCGUCAGCGGCGUUGCGACGACCUCCUCAACGACUCUGGCGAGUCAGACUGCCUCCACGAGGAGCAGCGGUGGCAGCGGAUCGACAACAAUUCAGACGACAGCUGCGACAAGCCCAGCUACGACAGGUCCAGCUGCAACAACGAUCUCUGAGACUUCGAGCGGCGCGUCUUCCCCGACUUCGAGUGCAGCGAGUACAAGCACGUCUAAUGCGGCAGUUCAACUGGCGGGUCCGAACGGGGAUGCUAUGAAGGGACUCGUGGGUAGUAUCUUUGGGUUGGCGAUGGUACAAUGGAUGAUCUAG